GCGCAUGCUCCGUGCACUCUGGUUAAAGCAGCGCCUGAGUGGACAGUCAGUGUGAGGAGAGAGACUCGGGGUGGAUCCGUGAGAGAGAAGCCGUCCUCUCUGCUACAUCCGCGACUGUACCACAAUGUCCAAACCGAAGUUUCAGACGGAAUGGGAGGAAAUUGACGAGGAAUACCAACAAUUACAGGUGACAGAGCACACUGACACGAGGACAUCAUGUGUAGUUGACUGUUUAGGAUGACACUGACAGACUGUGAGACUCUCUGUAGCGGCUACCUUCAUUUGGAUGGCUCUUUCUUAUUCGUCAUUCAUUCUCUGCCCCGGCUGUAAACGCAGAUUUGGGCCGUUUUAGUGCUCUGCUGGUAGCGGUAUCCGAGGGAUGGGAUAACCCCUUUGUGAAGGUUUAGCAUCUUGAACUGAACUUUAACAUCCUUGUGUUACAGGAGCUAACGUUAGCAGCAGGUUGCUCGUCUGCUGCUGCUGGUGCGGCUAAUGAGCAGCUACAUUAACUUGGUGAACAACACAGAGUACUACUGCGGUGUCAAUAUUGCUUAAAAGAGACUCUUCAGAAAACUUAAUGUGUUUUUGCGACUAUUGUACCCCCUUUAUACUCAUUUAAUGGUGAGAGAAUACAUCAUUUCAAAAGUAGCAGACGUCUGCUAGCAGGCUAACUUGAAUCAGCAGUGAACUAUGAGUAGUGGGUAUCAUUAAAGUCUACAGCUCACUCUAAAGUACAAAAUAUCAUGACCUGGUCAAUGUGGUGUUUUGGCCUGACUGCCACUGUACUCAUGCAACUGAGACGUGGAGCAAUGAUGCAACCAAAAUACACAAUCUAGAGCUGCUCCAUGGGGAGGAUGAUAAAUGUGACAACCAGCUUUUCUCCAAUGAAGCUCAGAUUUGUCACCUGCAAAGAAAUAGACACUCAAGUCUCUUCCCUCCAGGUCAGAUAUUUUCCAGAUCUACUCAGUGAGGCAGUGGUUUGCCCUGAAGUCAAUUUCUGUCAUAUUUGAAACAGGUUGUAAUGGAAACUAAAGAAACUAUAACGUGAAUCACAGAAAAAUAUGAAACACGCUUGUAAACUUUAUUGUCCUCACUGGCAGUGUGGAGUUCUGAGCAGUUAAUAACCUAGUUCAGUGGUUCUCAACUGGUGGGUCCCGACCCAAAAGAUGGUCGCGGACACGUUCUGGAUGGGUCACAAACAGCUGGUCAAAAAAGUAAAUAUUUAAUGCAAUAUUUAAUAGAUAUUUGAUAUUUUCUGUAUAAGCAACUUCAGUAAUUGCCAUCCUCAUGUUGUCCCCUUCAUGUGCUCUGAAAUGCACUUUACUCAAUAAAACAAGUGGGUUUAUGUUAAAGAUUAGAGUCUUCAAAGGUUUUUUUCACAGCAAGAAGGUCCUGGGUUCGAAUCCAGCUCAGGGUGUUUCUGUGUGGAGUUUGCAUGUUCUCCCUGUGUCUGCGUGGGUUUACUCUGGGUACUCCGGUUUCCUCCCACAUCCCAAAAACAUGCCUAAGUUGGGUUAGGUUAAUUAGCCACUUUCAAAUUGCCCGUAGGUGUGAAUGUGAGCGUGGAUGGUUGUUUGUCUCUAUAUGUCAGCCCUGCGAUGAACUGGCGACUUGUCCAGGGUGUCCCCUGCCUUCACCCGAAGAUGCUGGGAUAGGCUCCAGCCCCCCCACGACCCCGGUAACGGGAAUAAGCGGUAGAAAAUGGAUGGAUGGAUGGAUGGAAAUUUGCUUGGUUUGAAUUCUAUAAAAGUGGGUCGCCACUUAAGGACCAUGGGAAAAUGUGGGUCCCAGAGUGAGACCAGUUGAGAACCACUGACUUCGUUCACAGACUACCUUCAAACACGUCCCAGGAUCCAGCUUGGAGGUGUGAGUUUGAGCCAGUGUUUUCAUAUUAGUCAUGGGAUUUUGACUGAGAUCAAGCUCACUUUUUACACUGUCACACACUCUAGUAUGGGCCACCAUGUGCUGAGAGAAUCAUUGACUGAGAUUCUUGCACACUCAGCUGGGGAAAGCACAUAAUGACAACAUUUUUCACUCUCCCCAAACAUUGUUAUGAAACUAGUUUCCUUAUCAGACAUCUUUUAUCUCUGAUUGGCCUGUAUCAGUUUGAUAACAUCAGUCAUUGUCCUGCAGGAAUAUCACUCUGGUAGAUUUUUUUAUUUGUGAAUCCUGAGCAUCAUAGGUAGGCUUUUUAUGGUUGUUGGAGUCAUACCUAAGGGGGCUCAGAAUGAGUCUCAUACUUCAACCAAAGGUUUACCUCUGCUGACUUUGCAACCCCCCACCCCCACACACAGGCAGCACAGUCUUAUGAGCCAGUGGGAGAUGGAGUGAAGACAGUGCUGCUUAAUGCUUUUAUCUGGUGUACCAACAUAGAUGGAUAUGUACUGGAAUAGCUCACCCCAUAAUUCAGUUUCAUGGCCUGUUUGUGUUCUGACUUACGGGUCAAACCUGAUUUCACAGAUUGAAGUAUCUCCAGCUCAGCUGAAUAGAGACCCUGUCUGCCUUUCACUGCCUCCCAUUGAGGUUUUGUUAAGCUUGGCAGAGAUUUGGUUGAGAUAACGAAACAUUUUCUGUCUUUCAGAGAAGUGUUUUCCCUGGAAUAUGACAAAUUUGAUUGAUCUUUUUUUCCGUAUGAGAUGUAAUCACCCAUUUGCAGAGCUUUUUAAUUCUACUUUGAAGUGUUUGGCCCUGCAUUUCUCUCAAUUUGUAAAAAGACACCUCCAAGCAUUACUGAGAUCCCUUCUCUAAUCUCAUGCAUACUUUGUAUGUUUUGUGUUUUUUGGUCUCUAGGAAACCCACAAAAUAUACAGACAAAAACUUGAAGAGCUCACCAAUCUUCAGGCAACGUGCAGCAGCUCCAUCAGCAAACAGAGAAAAUGCCUCAAGGACCUACGGUUUAGUUUGACCAAGUAAGUGUUCCCUGAUUUGGGACUCCAUGCUUCUUUUGCUAAGAGUUCACUAAGGGGCUUUUUGCAGCAUAGACUGAAGGAAAAUACUCCUUGUAAUUUGACUAAACGGAGGACUUUAUGGACUUCUACAAAAAAACAAAACAAUUGUUUCCAUUUUUUAUGCUGUCAAAUUACAGUUAUUCCAUCUGUUGCUUUGUUGCUUUUGGUUAAAUCUUUGUAAAUGUACAACCUUUACAAACAUUUCUUGUCAUUUGCAGUUACCUCUUAUAAUUAGGUUUCCCAUAAGUCAUUCUGUUCUUCUACACAGAUGUGCACAAACAUGUGAUGAGAAAAACCUGGAGCUUCUAACAGACAUCAGAAAUCAAAUCAAGGAAAAGGAAAAUGUCUUCUUUGACAUGGAAGCAUAUUUACCAAAGAAAAAUGGGUCAGUGCUUAUGCAGUUGGUGAUUCAUCGUAUAUUACGGGCAAUUUUUUGUUUCUCAAUUUCUCAGAUGUGAUUUGUGUGUGUUUUAGGCUCUACCUGAAUUUGGUCCUGGGUAAUGUGAACGUAACUCUUCUUAGCAACCAGGCAAAGUAAGUUAAGUGUUCAGGCUUAAGUACAGCAUGAAGAUGUGUGUGUAACCCCUGUAUGUACAUUCAUUUUGUCUCUUAUUUCCCUCAUAGAUUUGCCUACAAAGAUGAGUAUGAGAAGUUUAAGCUUUAUAUGACAAUAAUCCUAAUGUUCGGAGCGAUAACCUGCCUCUUCUUUCUCAACUGUCGGUGAGAUCAUUUAUACUUCCUCAGCCCUUAUUAUUAUCAUUAUUAUUAUUAUUUAAAAAGUUGACUCACUGUUUUGUUUUCUCUUUUUGUCAAGAGUCACUGAUGAAAUUUUCAACUUUUUGCUGGUAUGGUACUACUGCACUCUGACGAUAAGAGAGAGCAUCCUCAUGAGUAACGGCUCCAGGUGUGUAAUCUUUUUAUACUGGGAUAAGAUUCCCCGACUGAAACGAUUUGUGUUUGUCGAAUGACGUCUUAAUCCUAACAUCUCUUAUGCGUCACAGGAUCAAAGGUUGGUGGGUGUCUCAUCAUUACGUAUCCACUUUUCUGUCAGGCGUGAUGCUCACCUGGUGAGUUUAUGUCUUUAAGUUCCAUAUGUAUAGUUCAAGUACAAACAUGCAUAGUUUGGCAACAGUUUUUGCUUAACCUUGUGUAUUUUUCCCAGGCCAGAGGGGCCCAUGUAUCAGAUGUUCAGAAGCCAGUUCCUCGCCUUUUCCAUUUAUCAAAGUAAGAAAUCAAUCUUUCCUCAAGAGUCAAAGAAGAGUGUGCAUUUGUGUAUUUAAUACAUUUAGUGUCUUACUGAGUGUGAAGUGGAAAAUAGUGCUUUUUUGUGUGAAAACAAGAAGAUUAUUUUGUUGAUAUAGUCAGAGUCGAGUAUGAAUCUGCACAGAAUAAGAUCUACGUCUGUUUGAUAGGAAUAUGAAAAUGUAUUUUCACACUUAUACCAACCCAUGUUUCAAUAUCAAAUAGCACUGUUGACUUUUUUCUUGGUAUUUGUCUUCACAAAGUUACAAAGAACUUGACAAAAAUACAGAAAGGAAAAAAGAAAACAGUGCAAAAACCCAGAUGAAAAAAGUGCACGAGGCAAAAAAGCAGAAAAAGAAACAGAAAAUUUCAGAACUGCCCCAUAAACGAAAGGUUUAAAGAGGAGAUUUAAAAGAAGGUGAGGACGUUGACUGUCUCAGAGUGAUUAGUAGAGGGAUCCACAGUCUUGGGGCUCCAUCUACAAAUUAGAAAAAAACACCGAAGCUGAAUAAAAUGAUCUUAGUAAACAUCCAGGCAUAUAAAAAGUACCUUUUGUUUUUGUUUUUUGACUUACUUUUUUGCAUUUCUGGGUUAAGAAUAAGAAGAACUUUAUUCAUCCCCAAAGGGAGAUUCAAUAUUAUUAUUAUUUAUUUUAUUUUUUUAUUAUUAUUAUUAAUGUUACUGUGAAACAUUUUAGACAUCAAAGCAUGCAGCCAGUCCAAUUACUAACAAGCAACAAACACUUCAGUAACAUGAUCAGAAAAUAAAGGAUGAUGAUUGAUUAUUGAUGUGUAUAUGUAUCUGUGUAUUCUCCACUUUUCAUGUUCUCACGCCAGAAAAGGGAAGUGAUGUCUAUUCAUGUGUUACUGGUUAAGGUCAUACUGCAUCACAUGUUGACUUGUGGCAGAACAGAUGAUAUUAUGGGGCUGUGAGGUUAAGUUUUAGGUCAAAUGUUAAAACAUAAAAAUGAUCACUUGUUUUAAAGACCCAAAGACAUCAGCCUUAUCUAAGACAGUGUGGAUCUACUGCAGUUUGAUUUUGACCCUGUUUCAAUAGUAUCAACCCACAUAACAGCCCUCAGUCAUCUGAAUCUAACUGAUCUGUUCUGCUUGUUGUCGACGGCGCAGUUAUCUGUCUGUCUUUGUCUCUCAGGCUUCGUUCAGUUCCUGCAGUAUUACUACCAGAGCGGCUGCUUAUACAGGCUGCGAGCUCUAGGAGAGAGAAAUCAGCUGGACCUCACUGUGGGUGAGUUGUAAGCUAUUUUUGGUGCGAGUCAUUUCAAUCGUUUGAACUCUUGAGCCAUCUGCAAAGCCACGUCUGUGGAUAAAUAGGGGAAAGGUUGCUUACACCAGUGUGCUGCUGCACAGAUGUUUGGACUAGUUCAAGUAUGGCUUCAGCUGAAUUUACCUCUUACACAUCUUUGCUAUCAGACUGUUGCGCAGAGUCAUUUGUGUAGUCGUGUUGUAGCUUGUCCCAAGGUCGCUGUUUUGUGUCUCUGCAGAGGGAUUUCAGUCGUGGAUGUGGAGGGGCCUCACCUUUCUAUUGCCAUUUCUAUUUUUUGGCCAUGUGAGUGUUGUGUUUAUUUAUUCUUUAACACCAAUCUACAGCUUUAUUAAUUUAUCCAAAACAAUUUAAAAUCUUAAAAAAUAUUGUCUAAAUCCUGCAAGCUCCUGGUGCAGUUUCACUACUCAUAUCAGGCCUAAUGACAGUUUCAAACAGACUGUAUCAGCUGAGGAGGAAAAUAUGUGCUAAUUUUGCGCGUGUGGCUACAUUGAGUAAAGCUAAUGAGUCCUCUUCCUCCCCAGUUUUGGCAGCUGUACAACUCAGUGACCCUGUUUCGCUUGGCAGGACAUGAAGACUGUAAGGAGUGGCAGGUAAGUAUCGCAUUGGCAGAUCCAUUGCGUCUUACAUUCUUUGCCCCUCUAUUCAGGACAGAUGGCUAUCCAUUAAUGAGUCGGGUUCUGCUCAGACGUUCUGUCUAUUAUGAGAAGGUUCUCCAGCUGACAUAGUCCCUGAAAUGUAUAAAAUUUGCUGUGCAUUAUAGCUACAAACAUGGGAAUCAAGCUGUAUGCUUCAUUAGGGCCUGUGACCACUGACAGCUUUUUUUAAUCUACUUGCAGUGUUUAUUUUCCAUAUAAAACUAGUUCAGUUCAGCUGUUUCAGCUCUCAGUGUCUUCAGCGCAAAGAUGUCCUGAGUAACAGCUGUCUGUGUACAUUGUCAAAAAAGGUCCAGUUUUUGGAACACUAAGGGUUAAUGUCACUUCUCCCUAACUAACCAAUCAAAGUCAAGAAGGGGGGGACCUUGGUCAUCAGCUUUAUCAACAACAGUGUCAGAGAAGGCUUAUUUCAUUACAGUUCAGGAGUUGCUGUUAACGUUGGGACACAAUUCAAAUCUAAUGUUUUUAUUGGUUCCUUGAAAAUUUUCAUUGAAUAUUGACAAAUAUCCACAGAUGAGAUGCUUUAUUAUAUACAAAAGGUCAGAGGGAAGGUAAAGUGCAGUGACACUACUUUCCUACUCUCACAACAAAGCAACAGCAAGAGCUGAUGAGCAGCGCUUUAAAAUUUAGGUCAGUGGCACUGCCAGCAUAAAAACUGCUAGUGGUGGACACAGGCCCUUAUUGUAGAUUUCAAUUUCAAAUCAUAGUUUAAAGUCGAAUAGUUAUUUUUUCCUUUUCAAACAACAUUAAUGGACGUCUUUUAGUUUGUUCCUAUCACCCUCUUACUCUUCAUGCCUCUGUUUUGCUACCCUGUGGUUAUUGUUCUUAACCUACGGUAACCUGACAUGAAAACAGUGUUGGUUUAUAAAUUAGAUGUGGAAUGAUAGACAGAGUAAAAACGUUUGAUAGAAACAAAUUAAAGUCUUCUCAGAAUAAGAUCCCCUUUUUUCCAUUUUCUUCAGGUAUUCAUGCUGGCGCUGACCUUUCUUGUUCUAUUCCUGGGAAAUUUCCUCACCACAUUAAAAGUCGUCCGUCAAAAGAUUCAGAAAAACCAGGACAAAGUACAAAAAAAGGACUGAGAAACAAAGCUCAGCGGCACACGUCAGAUUUUGCAACUGGCCAGUAAUUUUCAAGCAACACGCACAAUCGCUUCACAGACUGACCACAGUAUGAUCAGGCCAGGAGAAGACAAAGAGAGAAACGCUCUUCCUCUCAGGCUUUGAUGACCGCAGCAGUAGCGUCCAGCCAAAGUAUCCUGCCAGCAGGCUUUUUUGUCUCUGAUGACCUGUUGUCGAUGUUGCUGCACAGUCGGUCACUACACACAGUGGCGCUCACGUGCUAGAUGAACAGUUUGUUGCUUCCUCUUGUACAUAGUGGAGAGAAUGUGUUUUAUUCGGGGCGUUUGUGUCAGUGCAUGAAUCUGUCUGAGAGUGGUUGUUUGAAUAGAGGACAGGUAGCAUCGGGUAACAGACCAGAACUUAGUUUGCCUUUGAAGACCUAAAGUCUGUUGUGUACAUACUUCAUACUUCUGUGAAGUAGUGAUGGUCAGACUGUCUCUGGCUUGAUCAAAGCUGAUCAACUUGGCACUGCACUAACACAACUUUUUAUUGGUAGAUCUCAAUUUCCUGUUGUGUCACUUCACUGCUAACCAGUAUUUUUGUCCAAAACAUCAGAAACAUAAAUCUGCCACUUGACCUCUUCUGUCUGGAGCCCUGAUUUUUAUUGUUUAUUAAUUCCUUGAACAAGUAGGGACUAGAAGGGAAUUCACCGCAGACUAUCCAUUCAGACGAGGGUUAUCAAAGCCAUAACCAUUUUUAUAGUUUGAUAUCAACUCUCCAUAAAUCUGGUAUAAAAGGAGGUCCUCCUUUUUAUUUCUUUAACACUCAUAGGUCUGUCACGUUUCAUGGUCAAGACUGCAAAACCAGGAUAUGAGGCGUUCAAAGUCUAGUUGUAGAGUUCAGAUUAGAGAUCAACACAACAUGCUGGUAGUUUCUUGCUUAUUUACACGAUGUUGCAGAGAUGAUCAAAUGCUGCUACUGGUUCUGGUACUAUAGGAUACAAAAUUAUGAGAAAAGGUGCUGAAUUUAGUCUUUCUAAUUCCAAUCAACCCAGUAAAUAAUUAUUAGUAUUGAUUAACUCUAUGCCAGAUAUUAAACUCUUGCUCUAGUUCAUUGUAAAAUUGAUCGGUAACAUGUAACAAAAUGUUUUUCAGUUAAUUUGAUUAAUAUUUAGAGAUGUUAGAACACACAGCAGCUUGUUUGUCAGGCCUCUAAUGCCUUAUGGGGAAAAAAGUCCUUCCUUUAAAGCUCCUGUGAGGAACUUUUGGUCUGUGUCCAUUUUGACAGCACCUGUGGACCAAGAUCUACAUCACCUGCCCACUUAACGCUGUUACAGUCUGAAUCAUUUCAGUCCUGUUUGCUUUCAUAGGUCAUAAAGAAAUAUCACAUUAAUUUCAAUCUGUUCAAUUGAAAAACUUUUACAGUGGCUUUAUAAAACAAUAGUCAGUAACAUUACAUUCAUUUAUAUCAGAUCCUACAAAGCAAUCAUGCUGAAGAAAAUACCAGUAAUACUGAGAGGGGGGUAGACAUGUUUAGCCACAAAUGUAUGGAAAUGUUACAUUAGAUACCAGAACUGCCAGGAUGCUUGAAACAUGUUUUUGUUUUGUUUUGUUUUAAUUUUAUUUUGGCACAUGUUUAUGAUGUAGCGUAUGUUUGAAUAAAAAAUGUUUCCAAUGAUCAAUUCAACUCUGUAACUGGUGCCUGAGUCUGAUCCCUAACCUGAGACGGUUGACUCUUUCUCAAUCUGUGUACAUUGUUGUAAACAAAAUGAUUAAUAAUUAAACACUAAAUGAAAAACAAGUUUUCCUUUUUUGUUGUUAUUGUUGUACGCUGAUGCAGAAUUCUAAAAUCAGUACUGUACCUUUGAUUCUUUGAGUACAAAAAACAGCUCAAGAGAUUUGAUUGUGCAGCAGUUGUCUGAUCGUUUUCCUAACACUAGUGGGCACUGUUGGUAAAGGAAAAAAAUGACCACUUCAGCUCUUUUCCUAACUCAGUGAUACACUGGGGAUGAAUUAACCAUUCACUAUCGUUCAUCAAGGCUGUUUUUCCAAGACUUUUAAAGCUACAGUAGCAUUUUAUUGUAUAUUGCUUGAUCUUUCAAGAAGAUGCAUUUCAAAUAUAAAAAAUAUAAAAGUAACAGUAAAAAAAACUCCAUAUGAAAUACUAAUACAAUAUUUUUUACAUACCGUAAAACAAUUUCUAAAGUCAUUUUAAGUUAAAUGAAACUUCAGCCAUUCUCGAAACUGUCAUAAAGAAGCAUCAUUAUCAAGAGAAGCAGCCUCUUCAUAAAUGUUUUCCAGGGCCCUGAUGUAGCAGGGCUUAAAAGUGCUUUCUGGACCACACAGCUGUUUCCAGAUCAGUCCAUAACACCUAGACUCCUUUUGUUUCUGAAUGCCCACCUAUGCCCCACUUGGUUCUUGGGCCCUUGUUCUUUUUCACCUCACAAAAUGACACAUUUCUUUUUCUUUUUGUGGUUUCUCUGUUUUCGAUUGAAGGCCAGAGUCAUUUUGGUGGCCUCUCUGAAAAUGUCGUCCACGUUCUCCUGAUACUUUGCCGAACACUCCAGGUAGAGCUCCGCAUUCAUCUGCUGUCUGGUCUCC
Xyrichtys novacula (pearly razorfish) is the source of this 9785-nucleotide messenger RNA. The record is from the annotation of a GenBank genome assembly. Lineage: Eukaryota; Metazoa; Chordata; Actinopteri; Labriformes; Labridae.